AAGCAACAAGUUGUUAAAAGGCAUCAAUAUCUUAAAAAAUGCCUUUUUCUUAAGUUACAUGUUUCAAAUGGUAUCUAUAGCCAGGCUAAUGAAAUAAUACUGACAAAUGUAGAGAUCUUGUAAAAAAUUGAAGAAUAUAAUGAACAAGACUGAUGUAAUACUGGACGAAUGUUAUAAGGAAACAUUAGCACGUGUCAGGCCUUAUGUAUUAGAAUUGUCGUCUGCAGAAAGUGCACAGUUAUGCAAGGUUUGGCUUAAUAAAUUAAACGCUGCUUCCUCGCAGCGUCGUUUGAGAAACGAAUAUCUUUUGGAAUUGUACAGGCAGCUGAAAACAGGUCACAUAAAAGGAAUUUUCAGUAGGCCUCCGUGUAAUGGACUUCUUCUACCAUUACCUAAGCCCCAUCAUACGGUACUUAUAUUAGGAUUUUUAAAUUUUGCCCUAACAGAAAAGAAAUAA
Osmia bicornis bicornis is the source of this 457-nucleotide messenger RNA. RefSeq lists its product as uncharacterized. The record is from RefSeq and is a predicted model, not a curated record. Lineage: Eukaryota; Metazoa; Arthropoda; Insecta; Hymenoptera; Megachilidae. The transcript has a single exon. Bases 140 to 457 code for a protein of 105 amino acids.